Molecule: messenger RNA, 1428 nt
Organism: Gracilinanus agilis (Agile Gracile Mouse Opossum)
Lineage: Eukaryota; Metazoa; Chordata; Mammalia; Didelphimorphia; Didelphidae
Gene: RXFP3
Product: relaxin family peptide receptor 3
Exons: 1
Coding region: 1-1428 (475 amino acids)
Biological process (GO): G protein-coupled receptor signaling pathway; immune response
Cellular component (GO): membrane
Molecular function (GO): G protein-coupled receptor activity
Source: RefSeq, a predicted model, not a curated record
AUGAAGGAGGCUGUUUCUGGUUGGCCUGGCUUCCUGGGCCUGUUCCAGGACUCGCUAGAGCUGGGAAAUGCAAGUGGCAACGCUUCACUAAUGAUGAGGGACCUGCCACGGGGCCUUGAGUUGGAGAAACCAGAGGGUAUGGCAGGGCAGUUCCCGGGUUCAGGCAUCCGCGGGAGCACUGGCACUGACGGCCCAGCUGGAGCGGUGGUGCGGAUUGUCCUCAGUGUGGUGUAUUCAGUGGUGUGUGCGUUGGGGCUGGUGGGCAACCUUCUAGUUUUGUAUCUGAUGAAAAGCAAGCAGGGCUGGCGUAAAUCCUCCAUAAACCUCUUUGUCACCAGUCUGGCCCUGACCGACUUCCAGUUCGUGCUCACCCUACCCUUUUGGGCAGUAGAGAACGCUCUUGACUUCACCUGGCCCUUUGGCAAGGCCAUGUGCAAGAUAGUCUCUACUGUGACAGGUAUAAACAUGUACGCCAGUGUCUUCUUCCUUACUGCCAUGAGUGUCGCGCGCUACCAUUCUGUGGCCUCUGCUCUCAAGAGCCGCCGACCCCGAGGACGGGGUCGGGGAGGUGGCUGGAGACGAGUCCUUGGGUUGGGCAGAGCAGAUGACUGUUGCUUUUCAGCCAAGGUUCUCUGCGUGUUGAUCUGGGUCUUGGCUGUGCUGGCCUCUUUGCCCCAUGCCAUCUUCUCCACCACUGCCACGGUGAUGGACGAGGAACUCUGCCUGGUACGUUUCCCGGACAAGCCACGGGUUGGGGAUGCUCAGAUCUGGCUGGGGUUGUACCACACACAGAAGGUGCUACUAGGCUUCGUGCUGCCGCUAGGGGUGAUCAGUCUCUGCUACCUGCUACUGGUGCGUUUCAUCUCUGAACGUCCUGUUUACAGAGGCGGAGGCGCCGGCGUUGCGCCAGGUACUGCCAGUGCUUCUGGAGAAGGACUCAACAGUGCGGCUGGAGCCAGUGCCAGGAGGCGUUCUAAAGUCACUAAGUCGGUAACUAUCGUCGUACUAUCGUUCUUCUUGUGUUGGCUGCCUAACCAGGCUCUGACUACCUGGGGUAUCCUAAUCAAGCUGAAUGUGGUGCAUUUCAGCCAGGAGUACUUCCUAAGCCAGGUGUAUGUGUUCCCAGUGAGCGUGUGCCUAGCCCACUGUAACAGUUGCCUCAACCCCAUCCUCUAUUGUCUCAUGCGCCGAGAGUUUCGCAAGGCGCUUAAAAGCCUGCUUUGGCGCAUCGCAUCUCCCUCGCUAACUAGCAUGCGCCCCUUCACUGCCACUACUAAACCUGAACCCGAGGAACAAGCCCUGCAGACCCUGGCGCCCCUGCAUGCCUCAGUGGAGCCGGACCUCCUCUACUGCCCACCCGGAGUCGUCGUCUACAACGGAGGUCGCUAUGAUUUGCUACCCACUAGCUCAGAGGAACAACGCUACUAA